GGACAAGAGGAUAGCAGAUCCAAAUGCCAAGCUUCACAUAUCAUGUUGACCUGAGCUGGGGAGAUUCUAUUUGCCUCCAUCUGCUGUAUGAAAUUGGGUCUAUAAGUAGAGAGAGUUCAAGAAUCAGUCACAUCUUCCCAUCCGGUUUGUGCCACUCUGCUGAUAAUACAUACUGAAGGCCAUCCAAGAUCACAUUGUAAAGAUGGUUGAUUCUCUGGCGACACCGAUCCAGCCUUUCCAUGCCCGAUCCACCAGCAUGCCUUCUAGAGAUCAUCCCUACAUGCUCAGAGUGGCAGAAGAACUGCAGAAAGUCAAGUCUUCUGUAGUUCAAUCCUCUUCAACUGCCUAUGUGAUAUGUGAGGGAUUGAGAGGAAUUCAAGGUCUGUACAGGUGCAUUGAAGAGCUUCUUUGCUUGCCGAGCAGCAACCAGAUCUUCUCGAAUCCACAACAAAGGAAAUGGGUGGAAGUGGAGUUGGAUGUAUCUGUUAGGCUGUUGGAUUUGCUUGGCACCUUGAGAGAUAGCACAAACUCUAUAAAGGAGCAGAUUAGAGACCUUGAAAUGACCCUCAGAAGACAAGGAGAAACAGUUGCCCACAGCAAGAUGCAAGCUUAUAUUCGUCCUGAAAAGAAGGCAGAGAAAGAUGUUAAGAAUUGCUUCAGAUUCCUGAAGCAGAUGGAUGACAAAUAUGCCUUAUGUUUUACGGAUGAUAAGGAAUCUGAUUCAUGGAUGCUGGUCAGAACUCUGAAGGAAGCAAGAGAAAUCACCAUCUCUCUUCUUCAGUCCAUAUUUAACUUCUUGUCCAUGCCAAGGCCGAAAACCAAAACUAGCAGAUGGUCUCUUAUCUCAAAGACAUUGCACAAGAGGAAAGUGGCCUGCGAGGGUGAGCAUGCAGAUAUUGAAGCUAAUGAUGGGAGGGUACAGAAGGCAAAGGCACGAGAUCAGUUGCAAACGGUACAGAACAGCUUUGAUGGUAUUGAAGCAGGACUAGAAUGCUUGUUUAGAAGCCUAGUCCGAAAUAGAGUCUCUCUCCUUAACAUCAUAAGCUUGUAAUGAAUUCAUCAGCCUUCUCGCCAUAUGCCCUCAUUAGCAUCCACAUUUUAAAGGAAUUGCUAAUGCAUUCAUAUUGUAUCAUUUUUGUGAAAUAGUUAUAACACU
Messenger RNA from Musa acuminata AAA Group (dessert banana), 1156 nucleotides. RefSeq lists its product as uncharacterized. The record is from RefSeq and is a predicted model, not a curated record. NCBI's taxonomy places the organism in Eukaryota, Viridiplantae, Streptophyta, Magnoliopsida, Zingiberales, Musaceae. Bases 203 to 1051 code for a protein of 282 amino acids. Gene Ontology annotation, biological process: shoot system development; root development. The transcript has a single exon.